Molecule: messenger RNA, 659 nt
Organism: Capsaspora owczarzaki ATCC 30864
Lineage: Eukaryota; Filasterea; Ministeriida; Capsasporidae
Product: ribosomal protein S16
Exons: 2
Coding region: 32-448 (138 amino acids)
Biological process (GO): mitochondrial translation
Cellular component (GO): small ribosomal subunit; ribosome
Molecular function (GO): structural constituent of ribosome
Source: RefSeq, a predicted model, not a curated record
CAUCAAAUACACAUCCCCACAGAAAGCCGCCAUGUUGAUGCUUCGGUUGGCGCGGUUUGGCCAAAUCCACCACCCAGUAUACCGGAUUGUCGUUGGAGAGCGCGGCCGCCGACGCGACGGCAAGCACCUCGAGCACGUCGGCACCUACCACCCAGAGCCAGACACUAACGGAGUCCGCCGCGUCACAUGGAAGGUCGACCGCAUCAAGUACUGGCUGUCUGUCGGUGCCCAGCCGACCGAGCGCGUUGGCAAGCUUCUUGGCCUUGCUGGAAUUCUGCCGUUGCAUCCGCGAACUACAUCAGCGCUGCACGCACAAGCCAUCACACCUAGCGUCUUUACAUAUCAGGCACAGAUCCGACCGCCGUCGGACAAGAAGGAUGAGCCCGCAGCCCCUUCAGAACGACCCGUCAAGCUGCCAGCAGAAAUUUCUUCCCCUCUCCUUGACUAAGCCAAAGGAAACAAAAAAACAACAAAAAGCAGGGACAACAAUCAACAAGAAAGCAACAAAGAUCAUGCAUGCUCCCACCUUGUUGUCACAAGCACCAACCUUACUGCUGGCAACUGUUUGUACCUUCUUCGUGGAUGAAUGUGCUUUCUGGAGGAUGAGUAUCCUGGCUGUGAUACAACAAAAGAAAAAUAAUAAAAAGCUUGCACUGUAA